Messenger RNA from Drosophila navojoa, 1818 nucleotides. Its product is annotated as glycoprotein-N-acetylgalactosamine 3-beta-galactosyltransferase 1. The record is from RefSeq and is a predicted model, not a curated record. Gene Ontology annotation, cellular component: membrane. Gene Ontology annotation, molecular function: N-acetylgalactosaminide beta-1,3-galactosyltransferase activity. Lineage: Eukaryota; Metazoa; Arthropoda; Insecta; Diptera; Drosophilidae.
UGAAAUUCGCGAAAACUAAAUUAAGAAAUGUUGCUGGAACGUCUAAAGCGCAUUUUAGGCCCUACGCUCUUUUCAUUUCUUACAUGGGCCUUAAUUGUUUUCGCUUUCGUUGAAUUUUACCUAUUUAUAUUCAGUAGUACGAGAAUUGCCGUACAGAACUACCUGCUGCCGCCCUACAAAGAGAACAUUCGAGACGUCAAUGUGGGCAAUCGGAACGAAAUGUGGGACAAUCACAGCAUUGCCAAUGAGCUCUAUCAUAAGGUGCGCAUCCACUGUCUGCUCCACCUAACUAACGAUCGUGAGCGUCUUAAGGCCAAACACAUACAAAAAACGUGGGGCACUCGCUGCAAUCGAAUGUACAUCAGCGAGGUGUCCAAUGUAAACAAGGCAUAUCGACGCAUUGCCAGGACACAGUACGAGGACUUGGAUUGGCUGCUGCACGUGCACGUGGAUAGCUAUGUGAUUAUGGAGAAUUUGCGAUAUAAAUUGGCCAGCUAUCGUCCCGAGCGAAUGAUCUAUUUCAGCGCGUCCCAUGCUGCCUAUCCUUAUGCCCACGUCAGUUUGAAGGACACCACAGACUAUAUAUUCAGUCGCAGUGCACUGCAAGAGAUGUUGAGAGCAUCGAAUGAUGAUGAUUAUCUUGCCAACAUGGAGCAGGGCCCCAACGAACAGCUCUUUCCAUUUGAGGUGCCCGCAGAGAUUCUACCCUUUACGCUGCGCCGUUACUUUUGGAACUGGCCAUUCAUCUACCGUGCCGUAUACUCCGGACAGGGCUUCAAUAGCAACAUGGAAAUGCCUAUAAUACUACCCUAUGUCGAUCUGGAUCAGAUUUAUGUACUGGAGUUCAUGCUCUAUCAUUUGCGUCCGUAUGGCCAUGUCAAUGGCAUGCCCGCGUUGCCUGCAGAAUCUGUUAUGCAGCAGCCGGCGCUGCCCGUCAAAGAUAAAGUUAAAAUACGGCUCUACAGAGAGGUGCGCAUUCUCUGCAUGGUGUUCAGCUAUCCACACAAAUACGAGCAAGUUGUGCGCACCUUACGCAAGACCUGGGCCAGGCACUGCAACAAGCUCAUUGUGUUCAGCACUCAGAUGCCGAAGCAUCAGGGCUUUGGGGCAGCUGAUACCAUAGCCUUGAAUGUGACCGAGGGCUAUAACCACCUUUGGGGCAAGACGAAGGCGGCCUUUAGGCAUGUCUACACUCACCAUUUGCACGAGGCAGAUUGGUUCUAUAAAGUGGAUGAUGAUACGUAUGCAAUUCUGGAAAAUAUGCGCUUUAUGCUGAUUAACCAUCAUGCCGACGAGCCCAUUUACUUUGGCUGCAAUUUCCAGGCGGAGCACAGAGGACCCACGUAUAUGUCUGGCGGUGCUGGAUAUGUGCUUAGCAACGAGGCAGUGCGUCGCCUGGUUGAAAAUGGAAUCUAUGGAAGUCAAUGCAAUCCCGACUCAAUUGGCACCGAGGACUACGAAAUGGGCGUUUGCCUAAACAAAUUAAAUGUAACUGCUGGCGAUUCCAGAGAUAAAUUUAAUCGAUAUCGUUUUCUGCCCGUUGGAUUGCCCAAAAUGCUAGUGCCGGGCAUCAUAGAUAAACAGUUUUGGCUAUAUCAUUAUGUCUACUUCGUAUUGAAGGAGGGCAUUGAAUGCUGCUCAUCCUACAUCAUUGCCAUACACUAUGUGGUCUACUAUCAGAUGUAUAUAUUUGAAUAUUUCCUAUAUCAAAUGCGUCCAUAUGGCAUUAUACUGGGUCAUGAGCCGCUUGCCAAUCGUAGUCUGAAUGGAAUUUAGCUAGAUGCGAAAGGUGUGAAGAAGCAUACAUGUCAAAAAGAA